AUGAUCCCUCCUACGACUGGGACCCCUCCUCCAAGUGAGGUUCUCUUCCCUCCGUUGGCUUCUCAGGAAUUCUGGAGGUCACAGGUCUCGGGGUACUCGGGAACUGUGACUCGGCACAUCAGCCAUCGAGCCAACAACUUUAAGAGACACCCUAAGAGGAGGAAACACAUCCGCCCCUCUCCACCUCCGCCUCCAAAUACACCCUGUCCUAUAGACCUGAUUGACUUUGGGGACCUGCACCCCCAGAGGUCCUUCCGGGAGCUGCUGUUUAACGGCUGCAUCCUCUUUGGAAUCGAGUUCAGCUACGCCAUGGAGACAGCGUACGUGACCCCUGUACUGCUCCAGAUGGGAUUACCCGACGAGCUCUACAGCAUGGUCUGGUUCAUCAGUCCAAUUCUAGGAUUCCUACUGCAGCCUUUGCUGGGUGCUUGGAGCGACCGGUGCACUUCAAGGUUUGGAAGGAGACGGCCUUUCAUUCUGGUGCUGGCUAUAGGUGCACUCCUGGGUCUUUCGCUUUUACUGAAUGGGAGAGACAUUGGCCUAGCUCUGGCAGACACUGUCAGUAAUCACAAAUGGGGCAUCAUUCUCACCGUGUGCGGGGUGGUCCUCAUGGAUUUCAGUGCUGACUCAGCAGACAACCCGAGCCAUGCCUACAUGAUGGAUGUCUGCAGUCCUGUGGAUCAGGAUAGAGGACUGAACAUCCAUGCCCUCUUAGCAGGCCUCGGAGGCGGCUUUGGAUAUGUUGUCGGAGGAAUAAAUUGGGAUGAGACCAGUUUCGGCCGAGCAGUGGGUGGGCAGCUGCGAGUCAUUUAUGUCUUUACUUCUGUCACCUUGAGUAUCACCACCGUGCUGACACUCAUCAGCAUUCCAGAGAGGCCUCUGCAGCCCUUUAGCAAGAAGAAAACUGUGAUGAAGAGCCCGAGUCUUCCUCUUCCUCCCUCUCCCCCUGUCUUGUUUGAGGAAGGCCCAACAGUCAACCUGGGUUCUCAGAACGCAACUCACUUCUAUGCAAGCUUGACCAGCCCCAUUUCUCCUCUGAGCCCUCUCACGCCCAAAUACGGCAGCUUCAUCAGCCGGGACAACUCAUUGACUGGGAUUAAUGAGUUUGCAUCCUCCUUUGGGACUUCCAAUAUCGACAGUGUCCUCAUAGACUGCUUUACGGCGGGGCACGACAACUACCUGGCCCUCCCCGCUAGCUUACCCAGGCAGACCAUCAGUGUCAGUUUCCCAAGGGCCCCUGAUGGCUUCUACUGUCAAGAAAAUGGGAUUCUGGAGAGAGGGGCGGUCUCAAUGACUCACGGGCCUGAAGGAGACGCCUUAAGGGUGGGCUCUUUGGAUGCACCAAAGCCUCGGUCGUCUGGGAUUCUGAAAAGGCCUCAGACAUUGGCCAUCCCAGACGCUGUGUUAGGAAGUUGUCCAGAAAGUAGCAGGAGAAGGAACGUGACCUUCAGUCAACAGGUUGCUAAUAUUUUACUCAAUGGUGUAAAAUAUGAGAGUGAAUUGAAUGGCUCUGGAGAGGUCUCCGAGCAGUCACUUUCCAUACGGCGCCUUUGCUCUACCAUCUGCCAUAUGCCAAAAGCUCUUAGAAAUCUCUGUAUCAACCACUUCCUGGGUGAAGCUCUAUCCUCUGAGCCACCUAGGUGGCUCUCAUUUGAAGGCAUGCUGCUUUUCUACACGGACUUUAUGGGAGAGGUGGUCUUCCAAGGGAACCCCAAAGCCCCUCACACUUCAGAAGACUAUCAGAAAUACAAUGCCGGAGUCACCAUGGGGUGCUGGGGGAUGUGCAUCUAUGCAUUCAGCGCAGCAUUUUAUUCAGCAAUGCUAGAAAAGCUAGAAGAAUACUUCAGCAUUCGCACCCUGUAUUUCAUUGCCUAUCUUGCCUUUGGAUUGGGGACAGGUCUUGCCACACUCUCCAGGAAUAUCUAUGUGGUUUUAUCACUAUGCAUAACAUAUGGGAUAUUAUUUUCUACCCUCUGCACCCUCCCCUAUUCUCUGUUGUGUGAUUACUACCAGAGUAAAAAGUUUUCAGGGUCGACUGUGGAUGGCACCAAGCGAGGAAUGGGGGUGGACAUCUCCCUCCUGAGCUGUCAGUACUUCUUAGCUCAGAUUCUUGUUUCCAUCAUCAUGGGACCAUUGACCUCAGUGGUUGGCAGUGCCAAUGGGGUAAUGUACUUCUCCAGCCUCGUGUCUUUCAUUGGCUGCUUGUACUCCUCCCUUUUUGUCAUUUAUGAAAUUCCUCCAAGUGAGGAGUUAGAAGAGGAGCACCAGCCCCUUCUGCUGAACAUCUAACGUCCUGAGGACCUCUGUUGUGGGACUGACACUUGGAACACGGGCAUUUGGGAAAAGGGCUAGUUAAGAAUUGACCAACAGAAUGACCGGAUUGCCUUGACCAGCCUCCUCAACCGUUGUACAAGUGGAAAGAUUUCCUAUUGGAAUGUAAAUAUGUGAGAAGACAAUAA
Molecule: messenger RNA, 2459 nt
Organism: Gracilinanus agilis (Agile Gracile Mouse Opossum)
Lineage: Eukaryota; Metazoa; Chordata; Mammalia; Didelphimorphia; Didelphidae
Gene: SLC45A1
Product: solute carrier family 45 member 1
Exons: 9
Coding region: 1-2289 (762 amino acids)
Biological process (GO): transmembrane transport
Cellular component (GO): membrane
Molecular function (GO): sucrose:proton symporter activity
Source: RefSeq, a predicted model, not a curated record